Molecule: messenger RNA, 1194 nt
Organism: Plutella xylostella (diamondback moth)
Lineage: Eukaryota; Metazoa; Arthropoda; Insecta; Lepidoptera; Plutellidae
Product: HMG box-containing protein 4
Source: RefSeq, a predicted model, not a curated record
AUCUGUGAUUUUUGUUACGCAUUUUUCGAGGCAGACGCAUUUUUUCAUUUUUAUCGGCUUUUGAUUUCCAAUACCGUUCUAGAAUUCUUUACUUCACUCGCUACUACAUCCUACCACACUGCAAACCAUGCAGGAAGACUUAGAAGUGACAGGGGUGUCGCGCAGCGGGAGGGUCCGCAAGAAGAGCUCCAAGCUCAUGGACUUCGAGUCCCCUGACGACAUUGAGGCGAGGUACCGAAGACAGCCACUGGUGAAGAGCUAUGGCCAGUUCAGAGCUGCUGAGGAGCAGGAGAUGGCUGAUACUGCGGCGGCGCAGGGCUCCCGGUCGGCUGAUGAUGGAGCGGGGACGGCGUCUGGCAGCGAGUCAGAUUAUUAUGAGAAUAACGGGGAGAAUGCUGAUAGCAUGGAGUCGGACAGCUCGGAGGAUGAGUUCAACGCAGCCACGCGUACACCGGCCAACUCACUGUACAUGAUGGAGAAGAGCUCCAAGAAGAAGCUCAUCGUGAAGGAUGGGAAGGUGGUUGGCCGAGCCAAGGCUCAGAGGAAGGAUAAAGGAAAGACCCGCAUCACGGCAUACAUGAUGUGGGCGAAGGAGGCCCGCAACGACCUGCUACGGAAGCACCCCGACAUGGACUUCUCUGCCAUCAGCAAGAGACUCGGGGAGAUGUGGGCUAAUGUGAACUACAACGAGCGGUACCUGUGGAAGCGCAAGGCGAAGCGGUUCGCGAUGCAGAAGGAGCAGAGCCUCGCCGCCGCCGCCGCCAAGCUCAUCUACAACUCCAAGCCAGCCCCGCGCCAGUACGGCAGCGUGGGACGCCCCCCAGCGCGCCCGAAGCCCGCCUCGCCCACCACGCCGCCCUCGCAGGCGCUUGUGCCGGUGUCCUCAGCGGGCGCGUCGGCGGCGGCGGCGCGCGCGCAGGGCUGCGGCGCGGCCGAGGUGGCAGCUCAUUUGAGACUGUUGGGAGAGAGUCUCGCAAUCAUCGGGGAGAGAUUGAAGGAACAUGAGGGUCAGAUAGCGGUAUCGGGCUCCGUCUCAGUCCUUCUAGACACGCUGCUGUGUGCGCUGGCGCCGCUGCUGGCCAUCACGCGCGCGCUGCCCGCCGUCGCGCCGCCGCCGCCGCUCGCUGCUGACACGCUGCAUAAUAUCGCCUAUAUUAUGCCGGGGUUAUAAGGAGAGAAGAGGAAAGUAGAGGA